AUGGCAGGUCGCGUUCCCGGUGUCACGGUGUCCUUGGAGGCUCCGCUCCCGGCCAUGACUGUGAAGAUUUCAGGGGUGGCGGUUGCACUCCCAAGAGUUUUGCAGGCUGUCAAGAUGGAGAUCGCAGAGGAGGCUGGCAGUCCCAGUCCGCUCCUUCAGGCAGUCAUGGCGGGACGCAGCUUAGAUAUGGAGCGAGCCCAGGCAAUUGCCCGAGAGAUUGCAAAGCCGGACUACACCAUCGGCCAGUAUUUUCAGGACCUGAUGGCCACUUUUCCAGAGCUUCAUUUGUUUGGUCUCGAGGGGAUGUCUGUAGACACGCUGGAGUUCAAGCGUGAUGUUCUAUAUGGUGGAAGAGUGGCCGGUGAUGAGUUUCAGCGUACUGUUGGUGCAUUCUUUGCCAUUUACUGGUUGCUGCGUUCGAGCAUUGAUGGCAAGCAUGGUUUUUGUCAUGGAGUUGACGAUUCAUGGAGGCCGCUGGCUUCACGCGAAGGUGAAAGCGAGAAAUGUCGUGUUUUCUAUGACGACGACACGAUCUGGAAUUAUUUUCAACACUUGAUGCUCGAUGCAGGCGUUCUCGUCCAAAAUGGCGCAAAGCUGGAAGUGGACUCUGAGACAACUCUUGCACUCUUGGUGCUGACAGCGCUGCAUGACGUCAUGAAGGUUAGCUUGCUGCUGCCGGUUGUUCAGAAGGUUGAUGCCCCGUACCGUGGCUAUUGCGAGUCGGAAGUCAUUGCAGACCAUGACUUGGCUAUAUUUUAUCUUAUUGAGCGAUAUCCACAGCUUCUGCCAUCAUUGAGCAGUUUGAAGCCAGACUUGCAAGCAUCAGUGCAAAUGGUACUGAGUGGGCUUGCCUUCAACAACGGUUGGUUUGUGCAAGCAGAGGCACCUCCAGGAGCCGUCCUGCGGGGGAUCAAGGCUGCGAUCACAUCUCAAAACAAGUCUGAUCGGAAAGUGAGCAAGCGCGAUUUGAGCUUAUAUUUCGUACACUGGUUGACAGAUCUCGCGGGGGCCGAGCCUUCGCCAUUAUUUGGAUGCCUUAAGCUCACUAGCCAGCUCCCGCUUCCCGUGCUGAAGAGCUUCAUGGAGUCGGUCAAGUAUAUUCAACAACUGGCGGAGCGUUCUGAGACGGAGGUCAUGGAAAGCUACCUGAAGGAUCGCUGGAGAAAUCACGUGCCGCCGAUGGGACCUCUGCCGAGCGGGCCCGAAGCUCUCGUCAAGCUGCGGUUGCUUUGCAUGGCCCAAGGCAUGGCGUCGCAAGUGCUGGAAGCCUUCGAGAAUCUCAACGAAGCAGAUAAGGAGGUCCUCAGCAUUGAAAUGUCGAGAACAGGUACGGAAAACCAAAGCUUCUCAGAGGGGAUUGUGCCACCCAGCGUGAGAGACUGUUUGGCGGGGCCAGCUUUCCUGGUUUACUAUGGCCCGGCAUUCUUGCAGAGGAUGCACAGUGACAGUCCAUUGAGACGUCUGGAGAUCCUGGCCGAAAUCUACCGCCGUGCUCGCAAGCUAUGGCCCGCUACCAACGAUCAAGCCGCAAGCUUCGUCCUCAUCCGGAUCGAUGCCAUCACCAUCCAGGGAAAGUGGAGCGCAUCGGAUCCUGAACUACUACUCUUGAGGAUGUGCAGCAACAAGCAGGCUGUCAUUGAAAGAAAGCCGCAUGCAGACCCAAAGACGGCGAAUAUUAAAGAGGAGAACACGGAAGUCUUGUUCGCUCCGGAUGUGGUGAACAGUCCCGAUGGCGAGGAUAUCUGCUCUCAAGAGGAGAUGAUCCGACGCGUGAGCAGCGAAAUCCUGAAUGCUGGGCGCUGGUACCGCAAAGUGGCUUUUGCUUUCCUGCGCCGUGCUCAACCAGGAGAGGUCAUCACCACAAUCGUGGAUGGCAAAGAGGAAACCGUCAACACUGCUGUCGAUGGCGACUAUGUUGUGCAAGCCAACACCCGAUGGAAAGAAAACUACAUCCUUUCCUAUGCGACCACGUCAGCAGCCUAUGACUUGGCGACCCCGCUCGAAAUCCCGCAUGGUCGAGAGGACGCCCAGCAAUUGCGCAAGGACGGGUACCGCUGCUACAGGUCACGCACGCGCAUUCGCGCGCUGCGUGCCACGGAAGAGUUUCUGCGGAGGCACUGCCCGUCCAAGAAGUUCAUGGCGAAAUGGGGAUCACCAUGCUCAGUAGAAGUCGACGACAUCAUAGCAGCCCAAGUCAGUGCAAGCUCCGUGGUGACCGAGAUCUACAGGAUUGAGAAAACGGUCUUCAGAGAGACCUUCAUUCCUGAGCAGAAGUGA
Messenger RNA from Symbiodinium natans, 2277 nucleotides. NCBI's taxonomy places the organism in Eukaryota, Dinophyceae, Suessiales, Symbiodiniaceae. The record is from the annotation of a GenBank genome assembly.